AUGACAUCCCUAAUAUUCGGUGCAAAAUGCUCGCCGUUUGUCGCGCAGUUCAUUAAAAAUAAAAAUGCGCUGCGCCACGAGCACACCGAGCCGGCUGCAGUUGACGCGAUCUGCAACUCUCACUACGCAGACGACUACAUUCAGAGUUUGCCAGACGAGGAGACAGCAAUAAAAAUGGUAAGUACAACAUCAAAGAUACACGCAGAAGGUGGGUUCGAGAUCCGCAAUUGGACGAGCAAUAGUACAUCUGUGCUCGACAGCGUGCCAAAUGAAACCCUCGGUACUGCUGCUGUAAAGUUUAAAAUGGAUCAGCAGUUCGAGGGCGAGCGGACGCUCGGACUCAUCUGGUUCCCGGCCACGGACGAGUUAGGGUUCGACGUAUCGCUUAAACGUAUCCCUGAGCAGAUUGUUUUAGGCCACCAAAGGCCUACUAAAAGGAUUAUGUUAAAAGUAGUCAUGUCUAUUUUUGAUGUAUUUGGAUUUUUGGCGCCUUUUACUAUACAGGGUAAAAUCAUGCUCCAGGAUACGUGGCGAUCGGCCACUGGCUGGGAUGAUGAAAUUCCCGACGAUAUCUACACUAGGUGGGUAAAGUGGCUCGAUUUAUUACAAUUAAUAGGUCGCAUGCGCAUACCUAGAUGGUAUCAGAAAGCAUCCAUAUGUGCGAGCGAGACGGAGCGAGGCUCACCCGCUGCGAACAAUACCGGUGCUACGACGAGCGCUACGGCUGCUACGCCUCCCGCUACGCCGCACUCCGGGCCGAAAUCGACUACGAGCGCGAUCGCUGCAAGUGUAAGUAUUAUAAAUAAUUAUAAUAACUUGCAACUGCAUUUGUUUUCGGAUUCAUCUUCAAAGGCUAUGUGUGCUGUAGCAUAUUGGAGAUGGGAUACAAAUGGGCAGAUAUAUGUAGCCUUUGUUGCCAGUAAAUGCAAGGUCACACCUGUUAAGCCGUUGACCAUAAACAGAUGUGAACUUCAAGGCGCAUUACUGGCAGCGAGAUUGGCCGACAGCGUGCUGCGCGAACAUAAGGUAACUACAGCGCAACGGUACUUCUGGUGCGACUCGGCGUGUGUUUUGCAUUGGCUCCGGAAUGAUACUCGCAGCUACAAUAUAUUCAUUGCAAACCGGUUGGGCGAAAUAGACGAGUUAUCGCGCGUCAAUGAAUGGCGUUAUAUACCUACGAAGUUAAACAUCGAUCGCUGAUGUAGCUACAAGAGAGGUU
Messenger RNA from Cydia splendana, 1219 nucleotides. RefSeq lists its product as uncharacterized. The record is from RefSeq and is a predicted model, not a curated record. Lineage: Eukaryota; Metazoa; Arthropoda; Insecta; Lepidoptera; Tortricidae. The coding region runs from base 1 to 1200 and encodes 399 amino acids. The transcript has a single exon.